ACAUGGGAGUCCCUCCACAGACAGACAAGAUGGACGCGGGGUUUUUCCGUGGAACCAGUGCAGAACAAGACAAUCGAUUCAGCAACAAACAGAAGAAACUUCUAAAACAGUUGAAAUUUGCAGAAUGUCUUGAAAAAAAGGUGGAUAUGCAUAAAGUGAACCUGGAGGUGAUCAAGCCAUGGAUUACCCAGAGAGUGACAGAAAUGCUUGGGUUCGAGGAUGAUGUUGUUAUUGAGUUCAUCUUCAACCAUCUUGAGGAGAAGAACCCAGAUGCAAAGCUGAUGCAGAUUAACUUAACCGGGUUCUUGAAUGGAAAGAAUGCAAGAAUGUUCAUGGGAGAGUUGUGGCCAUUGCUGUUGAGUGCCCAGGAAAACAUUGCAGGAAUCCCUUCUGCUUUUCUGGAACAGAAGAAAGAAGAAAUCAAACAGCGACAGAUUGAACAGGAAAAGCUAGCUACCAUGAAGAAGCAAGACGAAGAGAAGGAAAAAAAGGAUAAAGAAGACAAAGAAAACAAAGAAAAGAGGGACCGCUCCAGAAGUCCAAAGAGGCGGAAAUCAAGAUCCCCAUCUCCCAGGAGGCGAUCUCCAGCAAGAAGGGAGAGAAAGCGUUCUCCAUCUAGGUCUCCUCGUCGUAGGACCAGAAGCGCGAGUAGAAGUGCUUCACCAGUGUCUACGGUCAAGAAGCCAGAACAAAUGUCACCCGAGCCAGAUCUCUCACUAAAAGAAAGAAAAGAAUCCCCUGCACCAGAAGCAACGUCAACAAGUGAUAUUCUGAAGGAAAUCAAACCCUCAACACCAGAAGUUAAAGAAACUUUAUUAGAUCAACCUAUUAAAAAAGAGAAGGAAAGAAAGGAAAGAAAUCGUCAUCGCUCACGUUCACGGUCAAAAUCAAAGUCUAGGUCCCGUUCACGUUCUCAUUCACGGCCAAGGAGGCGUCCUAGGUCCCGGUCAAGGUCCUAUUCACCUCGAAGACGGCCCAGUCCCCGACGGAGGUCUCCACCACGACGGAGGAGUCCACCAAGGCGUUUGCCACCACCUCCGCCUCCUUCCAGGCACAGAAGGAGUAGAUCACCUAUAAGAAGGCGUCGAUCUCCCUCAGUUUCAUCCUCGGGCAGUAGUUCCUCUUCCUCUUCCUCUCCAAAGAAGACCAAACGCAUAUCAAUCAGUCCUCCCCGCAAACCUCGCCGAUCUUCUCCAUCACCUGCUACUCCUCCCAGGAGACGACAUCGAUCACCUGUGACUACGACAAGUCCCGCUCAUAAAGGGCCGCGUUUGUCUUCUCCACACGUGAAUCGUUCAAGGAAAGGUUACACUUCUGUUUCUCCUGCUAGACCAGCACCAAAACGGAAAGGUAGUGUGAAGCAUGAAUCCGUUUCUCCUCCUAAACCAAGAAGAUCAGAUCCAUCAGAUUCAGAAGAUGAUAAAGGAGGCAAGGCUGCCGGAGUAGAAUCCGUGCAACAGCGUCGCCAGUAUCGCAAACAGAACCAACAAACCACUUCUGAGUCCGGAUCAUCUUCCUCAUCUGAAGAUGAAGCACCAAAACGUUCAACUGCAAAGAAUGGCGAAGUUCGAAGAAGGCGCCAUCGUUCCUUGUCACGGAGUAUGUCUCCUUCUCCUGCUAUGCGAAAAAGGCACUUUUCGCCACGGAUGCCGCUUGGAAAGGGGUGGCACUUCCCAGUGGCGAAAAGGAGGAGGAGAAGCCCAUCACCACCGCCGAGACGCCGUCGUACUCCGAGUCCCCCGAGAAGGCGUAGAUCACCGUCUCCACUAAGACGCAGAUCGCCAUCUCCACCACAACGUCGACGUUCAGCCUCACCCAGACGCUAUUCCCCCCCAAUUCAGAGGAGGUAUACUCCAUCACCACCACCCAGGAGGCGGGCAUCUCCGUCACCAGCACCAAAGCGCCGUAGUUCUCCCUCUCCCUCGUCCCGGCGUAGGAGAGGAUCACCACCCAGUAGAUCCAACAGAGAUGUCCGAUCACCGCCACCACACAAACGCCACUCACCAUCUCCAAGACCCAGGCCAAUACGUGGAUCUGUGAGUCCACCACCAGCACGAAGAGUAUCAAUGUCACCACCACCACCACAACGUCGUCAUUGUCCCCCAUCCCCGAGUAAUAGGCCAAUCCGGCGUGUUUCACGAACACCAGAACCGAAGAAACCUAAAAAGGUCUCGCCAAAUCUACAAGUUGUGCGAAGGGCUACAUCAUCCAGAUCUGCAUCUCGAUCUCCUGAGCCUGCUCCCAAAAAAAGGCCAGUGACUUCAGUCUCCAGAUCACAAUCUGCUAGUAGGUCACCAACACCUGUCCUUCCACCACCACCAGUUAAAAAGCCAAAGAGUGCUUCAGUUAGCCCAUCUCCUCUCAAGGUCUCUGACCAAGAAGCUGGAGGGAAGAAGAAGAAGAAGAAGAAGGACAAGAAACACAAGAAGGACAAAAAACACAAGAAACACAAGAAGCAUAAGAAAGAAAAGGCUGCUGUGGCACCAGUUGCAGCUGUAGAAGAAAAGGUUGAACCUGCAGAAGCUCCAGCAAAGUCACCUCAGCCGGAAGCUUCAGAACCCACAAAGGAAUCAGAAAGUGAAGACGAAAACCUAGAUGAUCUAGAAAAGCAUCUGCGAGAGAAGGCUCUGCGUUCAAUGAGAAAAAGCUCAAGCCUCGCCACCAUCAUGAGGGAGAGAACUGAAAUAAACUAACUUAAGCAGACUGAAUGGAUUAGGCACAAGGGCUUUGUACAUUUUAAAAAUGGCUGUUGUAAUGACACCAGUACAUUAAGAUGGCUCCAUACCACUCAUGAAAACUGACAUUGCCACUUAACUACGCUAGAAUUAUUUUUCAUAAAGGCAAACCAUAUUAAUUAUUUUGUGUUUUAUCACAGAACUAAAUUCUUUGGCUUCGAUUUGUCACAGCUACAUCUUUCUUUAAAAGCAAUAUUUGGGAAACCUUUGGUCUCAAUUUGUUGCUGUAAAGUUGCUCCUCUUCUCGGGUGAGAUUCAUUCUUUAGCAUCUGGACAUAAGACACAGCACUUUGAAGAAGAGAGGUGUUUUAUUUCCGCCAUUGAGAAUCAUGGUCUGUCAGCUGGCCAUGAGAUCGACUGCUCUUGAGAACAGGCAUUUUAGGCAUGUCUUUGGCCCAAAAUAUUCCGACUCCUUUCUAAAUGGUCUGCUGAAGAAUGAUAAGUCCAUUAUGUGCAUCUGAUUUCAUAAAAUAACAUUUAAGUAGAAUAAAUUAAGUGAAUUUAGGGUGAAUCGGUUUUAUGGUUCCAGCCACAAACCAUGCUAGAUUUGCAUGAAUUGACUGAAUUUAUGUCUUUAUGACUGAACCGUGAAAAUUAAUUUUUAAAAAUCUGUUUGCAGUAUUUGUCUUGGCUAUCAUUAUGUAAUGGUAUUUUGUGACAUUGUUUAUGUAAGUGUACAAAUCCUUUGUGUUUAAUCCACUAAUACGAUCUGUUGUGUAGUUUCUGCAGAGUUUGAGUUUUAUUUGAGCCGUUUGAUUGUCCACAACAUUCUUUACAAAGAGCUUCACGUGAAAAUGUGCUGUAUCUAGAACACUGGAAGUCUCUUUUUUAAAAAUCAAAAUUGUUAUAGGAAGAGGAUGGUACUACCAGGAUCUGAAGGAUAAAGAAUUCCUGGUUGACAGUAGCUUUGGAUUGUAUUUUGCUUUGUGUAACAGGUUGGUUUCAUCCAAGCUGUUCGUGUCUUCUACUGUUACGGUUGUUCUCAGAGUAAAAACUUGUUUAGAUGCUGUUCUUUUGUGGGAGCUUAACAAAUCUGUAAUGACUAUUUUGAAUUUGUCAUCUUUUGACUUAAAGGGUUUUGUUUUUUUUUAUAAACGUUGAAUUAUAAAGCUGUAAAAAGCUGAAGUAAUAAAUGGAAAUUAAAUUUCUAAAUUCAA
Leucoraja erinaceus (little skate) is the source of this 3892-nucleotide messenger RNA. Its product is annotated as serine/arginine repetitive matrix protein 1-like. The record is from RefSeq and is a predicted model, not a curated record. Gene Ontology annotation, biological process: mRNA processing; regulation of mRNA splicing, via spliceosome. Gene Ontology annotation, cellular component: spliceosomal complex. Gene Ontology annotation, molecular function: RNA binding. NCBI's taxonomy places the organism in Eukaryota, Metazoa, Chordata, Chondrichthyes, Rajiformes, Rajidae.